This is a messenger RNA of Pyricularia oryzae 70-15, 420 nucleotides long. RefSeq lists its product as uncharacterized. Bases 1 to 420 code for a protein of 139 amino acids. The transcript has 2 exons. Lineage: Eukaryota; Fungi; Ascomycota; Sordariomycetes; Magnaporthales; Pyriculariaceae. The record is from RefSeq and is a predicted model, not a curated record.
AUGCACGUCAAGACCACCUGUAUCAUCGCAGCUUUGCUGCCAAUCUCCCUUGCUGCCCCUUCAAUUUACAGCAAAAGUCUCGCUACUACCAAGCCCCACGAGUAUUCGAAUAUAAUCUUACACCAUAGAGGAGUACCAUUAUUUAAUAUCGAAAAAUCCGAGUCUAAGUGUAUGGGUUGUCUGCCCAAGUACAGAGUCCGUCCUGACCCGGGGACGUCUGCUACAUUCUGGAACGGGGUCGAAGACGGGCAGGCUGCCAGAGCUAGAUUUUUCAAGAAAGCUGGCGAUAAAUGCAAGGCAGGGUUUCAAAAAGCGGCGGAUUGCACAGGACUGGGGAGAAAAGCAGGAACGGCAAAAGAAGCGGGAGCAGGAGAAAAAGCACGAGCUGAAACAGUGGGCAGCAACGAGGGAAAGGAGUAA